This is a messenger RNA of Setaria italica (foxtail millet), 2812 nucleotides long. RefSeq names its product type I inositol polyphosphate 5-phosphatase 10. The coding region runs from base 673 to 2325 and encodes 550 amino acids. Gene Ontology annotation, molecular function: phosphatidylinositol-4,5-bisphosphate 5-phosphatase activity; phosphatidylinositol-3,4,5-trisphosphate 5-phosphatase activity; inositol-polyphosphate 5-phosphatase activity. The record is from RefSeq and is a predicted model, not a curated record. Gene Ontology annotation, biological process: phosphatidylinositol dephosphorylation. NCBI's taxonomy places the organism in Eukaryota, Viridiplantae, Streptophyta, Magnoliopsida, Poales, Poaceae. The transcript has 12 exons.
AACCGGGAUCACGUCCGAAUCCAGCGAGAAUUCCCGUUGCCGCUGACAGCGUCUCCUGCGUGCGCUCCUACUACUCCUCCACUUUCUCCCCACCACGGCCACCCCUCUUCCUCCCAGCCCGGGAACCCCCCACUCCAUUUCCAUUCGCCUCGCCAAUCCCUCCUCUCACCGCACGCACGUGCGCCCCGCUAACUCGCCCGCCGCCCCGGUCAACCCCGCCAGCCGGCGCCCCGCGACGCGACGCACGCAGGCAGAUGCGGAUCGAAUGCCGCCAGCCAUCGUGGCGGGAGGCGCUCCUUCUUUAAACUAUUCCCCUCCGUGCGACACUUGUCCCCUCCCGCGGUUUAAAGAUUCCACGGGGCCCCGAUGGCCGUGCAUUCCCCGGCCUACCCCGACCCCUUGCCGGAUUCCAGGGGCCGCGGCCCGGCGUCGGCUCGUCGUCGAGGUUGUGUUCGUGGCUGGUAGCACUGCUGGCCUUCACGGCCGUGCGGGCAGAGUGGCGAUUGGUGAGCUCUGUUGAUGGUGGCGGCGGCAUCUUGGCUGCGGGUUUUAGGAUCCUGGGAAAGGAAGACUUCGGGACGCUCUUGCAGGCUAAGAUUAUUAAUUAAAUUGCAUUCGGUAUUCGGACUUUAAAUAUUACAAAGGAAAACCUUCUACCGGGUUCAGCGUAUAAUGGCAUCCACUGGUGAGGAGAAAAUGAAGGGUUGCGGCCCAAAACUUUUCACGGCUAAGGGGAAGAAAGCCGUUAAGUGUACAGACAAUCCAAGCCGCCAUGCUGCAGCUGAGCCUGGGCCAAGUUCUUCUAAGGUGGCAUUGUCGUCCCCCUUGAGAACACUUUCAGAAGUUAAGAGCAUGCGUCUCAGCCAUUUCCUUGCGCAAUCUUCGAAUAACACUACAACUGAACCCAUCAGAAUAUUUGUUGCCACCUGGAAUGUUGGAGGAAAAACACCUACUACUGCACUGAACCUGGAAGAUUUUCUUCCCCCAGAUGACAAUUCAGAUAUUUAUGUUUUGGGCUUUCAGGAAAUUGUUCCUCUGAAUGCUGGUAACGUGCUUGUGAUAGAAGACAACGAACCAGCUGCUAGAUGGCUUGUUCUUAUAAACCAAGCGCUAAACCGACCAGCUGACACUGAUGCCAACGUCUUUCAGCAUGAGCCAUCUCCAUCUGUUGAUUCGGCUUCUUCUCGAGCUUCAUCAAGCCUCGAUACUUCAUUCUCAGACCUAUCAAAAACAGCAAGUGGUGCCACGAUCUUCCAAAAGUCCUUGCUAAAAGCCAUUAGCAAAUCUUUCAUGCCAGUCCGUAGAAAACAACUUAAGGCCUGCAAUUGCCCAGUAGAAAUGACCAAAACAUCCUACAGGGAUGCUUGCUUUCGGUGUCCAAAAGCAUAUGCAGAUGAGACCGAUUCCUCUGAAGAGGAUGAAGAAGAGGAAGUGAAAGACAAAGAGAAACCAAGGGAUUCUUAUGGCUCUGUGAUCGAUGGAAUUACUUCUGCUCCAGCCACAAGGGAUCAAUUAAAAUAUAAUCUCAUAGCAUGCAAACAAAUGGUUGGCAUUUUUGUUACUGUGUGGGUGAAAAAAGAACUAGUACAGCAUAUUGGCCAUUUAAGAAAGUCUUGCAUAGGGCGCGGGAUUCUGGGCUGUCUAGGAAACAAGGGAUGUAUAUCAGUAAGCAUGACACUGCACCAGACAAGCUUUUGUUUUGUCUGCAGCCAUUUGGCUUCAGGCCAGAAAGAAGGUGAUGAAUUCAGGAGAAACUCGGAUGUUCUAGAGAUACUAAGGCUCACAAUGUUUUCUAGGAUUUGUCGGAGAACUGGAAGAAGAAUCCCAGAGAAAAUUCUUGAACAUGAUAAGGUGAUAUGGCUUGGGGAUCUGAACUACCGCAUUGCACUGAGCUAUGCAGAUACCAAGAAGCUUUUAAUGGAAAAUAAUUGGGAUGCCCUUUUUGAAAAGGAUCAGCUUAAAAUCGAGCGUGAUGCCGGGCGAGUAUUUAAGGGUUGGAAUGAGGGGAAGAUAUAUUUUGCUCCAACGUACAAGUACUCGUUUAACUCAGAUGCUUAUGCUGGUGAGACUGCAACAUCAAAGAAAAAGAGGAGAACACCGGCGUGGUGUGAUAGAAUAUUGUGGCGUGGGGACGGUAUAAUGCAAUUAUCCUACUACCGUGGGGAGUCUAGAUUUUCCGAUCAUCGUCCUGUUUGUGGAACCUUCGUUGUUGAGGUCGAGGUACUUAACAAAAAGACGAAGAGGCGCUCAUCAAAUGCUGACAUGAGAAUUGGUGCUGAAGAGCUCUUACCAAGGGGCAAGGGCAAAGCACUGCACGAAAUGUGAGCUCUCUUAGAAUAUGAUGAGAAUAUAUACAGCUUAUCCCGGUACCAGAAAAAGGCGAAGCGCUCAGGAAAGGCGCCUAUUUGUAUGAUGGGUAAACCCAACCAACGGCCCCCCUCAUCCAAACAGGCUUUGUGUGCUUGAUAACUUAGCAAAAUGUUUUCAGUUUCAGAACAACAUUGCUUAACCAGUAUAGCAAAGUUAGGUUGUAUUUUUUUCCCCGUGGUUAGUCAUGUAAACAUGCUUACCACCCGUGUGCUGGGCAGCUCAUGCUUAGCUUUCCGAAAAUAUGUGCAGCAACCCUUUUUGUAGGUCUCUGUUCUUUCUUCAGCUUAUCUGGAUUCAGGAAGCAUGAUUGCAUUAGACGGGACAAUUUUUGUUUUGAACAGCAGAAUAAUUUCUUAGGGCUCCUUCUCCAUUGUGUUUGACUUCACGGGAAGUAUGGAACUUGAACCGCAUAAACGCUCCACUCGUCAUGGUGCAUUUUGUC